Molecule: messenger RNA, 1113 nt
Organism: Ordospora pajunii
Lineage: Eukaryota; Fungi; Microsporidia; Ordosporidae
Product: putative 50S ribosome-binding GTPase
Exons: 1
Coding region: 1-1113 (370 amino acids)
Molecular function (GO): GTP binding; GTPase activity
Source: RefSeq, a predicted model, not a curated record
AUGUAUGAAUGGGGAAAGCUGAUAAUCGAAAAAAGAUUUGGAGAUAGGCUGAAGAUCAAGCCAGGUGUUAAAAGAUGCUCUAUUACAGAAUAUGGAGGAACGAAUCAACUGUCCGAAGAGCUGAACCUCAAGGGUAGUAUAACAUCUGGGGGAAGACCUGCAAAUGCCAUUGAGGAGGUAGAAGAGGAAAGCCAAGCAAAUGCAAUCAUCGAUUGCUUGAAAGAGCGCCUUGACUUAUCGCUAAGCAUUCCUCCGCGAGUUCCUUACGACUCGAUUGAUAAAAGCAUGUAUGCAGAAAUCGAAGAAAAGAUUUUCGAGGAGUGGAGGAGGCGUCAGAAAAACGACAUUUUUGAGCGAAACAUAGAAAUAUGGAGGCAGUUUUGGAUUACAUGCGAAAGAAGCGAUACGAUAGUACAGAUCGUUGAUGCAAGAAAUCCGAAGUUCUUCAUUAACAACGACGUGCGCAAAAUGUAUCCUGCAAAAAGACAUGUCCUUAUGAUCAACAAGGAAGACCUUUCGUCCACAAAAAUGCAAAUUGAGGGAUAUGAAUGCUUAUACUAUUCCGCAUUGGAUAACAAGGCUGUUUCUAAGGUUGUUCUUGGCAUUGAUGGAGACACAAUUGGAUUCAUAGGCUACCCAAAUGUUGGAAAAAGCAGCACUAUCAAUCUGAUAAUGAACCAGAAGAAAGUAAAAGUAAGCCAAACGCCAGGAAAGACUAAAGCGAUUCAGACAAUUCCUCUUGGGCACAAGAAGCGUCUAUUGGACUGCCCAGGACUGGUCUUUCCAAGACACAGCAAGAUAGAUCUAAUGCUCCAUGGAAUACUAAAUGUUGACCAGCUGCUUGAUCUGAACAAGCAUCUUGAAUACAUUAUUGAUUUUGUUGGUGUCAACAAGCUGUGCAGAUUCUAUUCACUGAAGGGAUUCUACAACGAUUCAAGAUGCACUAAGGGAGUAAACUACAUCAAUCUGAUGUCAUCUGUGAAGGGAUGGAAAAUAGGGAAAUGCCUGAAGAUGAUUAUAAAGGACUUUACUUGUGGAAGAAUUGCAUAUGAAAGAGAGGUGGAGAAUCUUGAAUUAGUUUUUGACUGGUAUGAGAACGAAGGAAUGAUGUAA